Cynocephalus volans (Philippine flying lemur) is the source of this 5430-nucleotide messenger RNA. RefSeq names its product chloride voltage-gated channel 6 (gene CLCN6). Gene Ontology annotation, cellular component: intracellular membrane-bounded organelle; lysosomal membrane. Bases 1 to 2619 code for a protein of 872 amino acids. Gene Ontology annotation, biological process: chloride transport; transmembrane transport. NCBI's taxonomy places the organism in Eukaryota, Metazoa, Chordata, Mammalia, Dermoptera, Cynocephalidae. The transcript has 23 exons. Gene Ontology annotation, molecular function: voltage-gated chloride channel activity. The record is from RefSeq and is a predicted model, not a curated record.
AUGGCGGGGUGCAGGGGGUCCCUGUGCUGCUGCUGCAGGUGCUGCUGCUGCUGCUGCUGCGGCGAGCGUGAGACCCGCACCCCCGAGGAGCUGACCAUCCUUGGAGAAACACAGGAGGAGGAGGAUGAGAUCCUUCCAAGGAAAGACUAUGAGAGUUUGGAUUAUGAUCGCUGUAUCAAUGACCCUUACCUGGAAGUUUUGGAGUCCAUGGAUAAUAAGAAAGGUCGAAGGUAUGAGGUGGUGAAGUGGAUGAUGGUGUUUGCCGUUGGAGUCUGCACUGGGCUGGUGGGUCUCUUUGUGGACUUUUUUGUGCGACUCUUCACCCAACUCAAGUUUGGAGUAGUACAGACAUCGGUGGAGGAAUGCAGCCAGAAAGGCUGCCUUGCCCUGUCCCUCCUUGAACUCUUGGGUUUUAACUUGACCUUUGUCUUCUUGGCCAGCCUUCUUGUCUUAAUUGAGCCAGUGGCAGCAGGUUCUGGGAUACCUGAGAUCAAAUGCUAUCUGAAUGGCGUGAAGAUUCCAGGAAUCGUCCGUCUCCGGACUCUGCUCUGCAAAGCCUUUGGAGUGCUGUUCAGUGUGGCUGGAGGGCUCUUUGUGGGGAAGGAAGGCCCCAUGAUCCACAGCGGAGCAGUGGUGGGAGCUGGCCUCCCUCAGUUUCAGAGCAUCUCCUUACGGAAGAUCCAGUUUAACUUCCCCUAUUUCCGAAGCGACAGGGACAAGCGAGACUUUGUGUCAGCAGGUGCGGCUGCCGGAAUCGCUGCAGCUUUCGGGGCCCCAAUUGGGGGUACCUUGUUCAGUCUGGAGGAGGGCUCGUCCUUCUGGAACCAAGGGCUCACGUGGAAAGUGCUUUUUUGUUCCAUGUCUGCCACCUUCACCCUCAACUUCUUCCGUUCUGGGAUUCAGUUUGGAAGUUGGGGUUCCUUCCGGCUCCCGGGAUUGCUGAACUUUGGAGAGUUUAAGUGCUCUGACUCUGAUAAAAAAUGUCAUCUCUGGACAGCUAUGGAUUUGGGUUUCUUCGUCGUGAUGGGGGUCAUUGGGGGCCUCCUGGGAGCCACGUUCAACUGUCUGAACAAGAGGCUUGCAAAGUACCGUAUGCGAAACGUGCACCCGAAACCUAAGCUUGUCAGAGUCUUAGAGAGCCUCUUGGUUGCUCUGGUAACCACUGUGGUGGUGUUUGUGGCCUCGAUGGUGUUAGGAGAGUGCCGACAGAUGUCAUCUUCGAGUCAAAUCAGUAAUAACUCAUUCCAGCUCCAGGUGACAUCAGAAGAUGUGAAUUCCACUAUCAGGACAUUUUUUUGUCCCAAUGAUACCUACAAUGAUAUGGCCACACUCUUCUUCAAUCCCCAGGAGUCUGCCAUCCUGCAGCUUUUCCACCAGGACAGUACUUUCAGCCCCAUCACCUUGGCCUUGUUCUGCAUCCUCUACUUCUUACUUGCGUGUUGGACUUAUGGUAUUUCUGUUCCGAGCGGCCUUUUUGUGCCUUCUCUGCUAUGUGGAGCUGCUUUUGGACGUUUAGUCGCCAAUGUCCUAAAAAGCUACAUUGGAUUGGGCCACAUCUAUUCAGGGACCUUUGCUGUGAUUGGUGCCGCAGCUUUCUUGGGUGGGAUCGUCCGUAUGACCAUCAGUCUCACAGUCAUCCUGAUUGAGUCUACCAACGAAAUCACUUACGGGCUUCCCAUUAUUAUCACACUCAUGGUGGCCAAAUGGACCGGGGACUUUUUCAAUAAGGGCAUUUAUGAUAUCCACGUGGGUUUGCGAGGUGUGCCUCUUCUGGAGUGGGAGACGGAGGUGGAAAUGGACAAGCUAAGAGCCAGUGAUGUCAUGGAGCCCAACCUGACCUACGUCUACCCGCAUACCCGCAUCCAGUCUCUGGUUAGCAUCCUGCGUACUACAGUCCACCACGCCUUUCCUGUGGUCACUGAGAACCGGGGCAAUGAGAAGGAAUUCAUGAAGGGCAACCAGCUUAUUAGUAACAACAUCAAAUUCAAGAAAUCCAGCAUCCUCACCCGGGCUGGUGAACAGCGCAGACGGAGCCAGUCCAUGAAGUCCUACCCAUCCAGCGAGUUGCGGCACAUGUGCGAUGAGCACGUGAUCUCUGAGGAGCCAUCUGAGAAGGAAGACCUCCUGCAGCAGAUGCUCGAGAGGAGAUACACUCCCUACCCCAACCUAUACCCUGACCAGUCCCCAAGUGAAGACUGGACCAUGGAGGAACGCUUCCGCCCUCUGACCUUCCAUGGCCUGAUCCUUCGGUCACAACUUGUCACCCUGCUCGUCCGGGGAGUUUGUUAUUCUGAAAGUCAGUCGUGCGCCAGCCAGCCACGCCUUUCCUACGCUGAGAUGGCCGAGGAUUACCCACGGUACCCUGACAUCCAUGACCUGGACCUGACGCUGCUGAACCCACGGAUGAUCGUGGAUGUCACCCCAUACAUGAACCCUUCACCCUUCACCGUCUCGCCCAACACUCACGUCUCCCAAGUCUUCAACCUCUUCAGAACGAUGGGCCUGCGCCACUUGCCUGUGGUGAAUGCGGUGGGAGAGAUCGUUGGAAUCAUUACACGGCACAACCUGACUUACGAAUUUCUACAGGCCCGGCUACGGCAGCACUACCAGACCAUGUGAUGGCCCAGCCUCGCUGCCACGGGCCAGUCCACCCUCUCCUGGAGCUGCUGGGGAGACAGCUCACUCCUGCUCCGGCCAGCACAGCUGGCUGGGGCGAUCCAGGUCACAGAAGAUUCUCAGUCACCCACCCGGCUUGGAAAGCCUACAGUCAUUGAACACUGCUGGUCAGAGAUCCUGGGGUGGUAUUGAACCACACAGUUUGGACUUUUCUAACUUCCUUAACAAGUAUCUCCCUGUUCCCUGCUUCCUGUGUUCCUACCAUCCAGUGUUGGCCAAGGCCCACCUCAGGCCCCCCAUUAAAGCCAGGAGCAGAGGUUGGAGCCAGGCCGAACCCCCUGGGGUGACACUCUGAGCAGGUUUUCUGCCCCAUCCCUGCUGCUUCCUAGAGAACCCAGCUGUUGCCUUAAACCCUGUGGGAGGGACUUUGGCCAAGGCACACGCUGGGAGGAUGCCAGUUGCAAAAUUAAUACUAAAUUUAGGAAUUGGGCACUGAAAAUUCCCCGUGUUUCAGGGAGUCCUUCCUUUGUUGGGACUCUUACCUCAAACUUUUCUGUAGUUCAUUUUAAGGGAAAUGUUCUGCUUCCUAGGUAUGAGCAAGUACUCUGGUCUUGACCCUGCGGUUUGAAUCCCCUUAGAACCACCACCUGCAGAAGCACAAAGCAUUGAAAUCCCACUAGUAAUCUCUGAACGGCAAAUCUGAUAAGAGGGUUGGAGUUAAGUCUACCCUAACUUUUAACAUUUCAGCUUUCUCUCCAUUUGCAAAUUACUCAUGGUCUCCUAGUAACGCAUUUCCCCCCUGGUCCGUUCCUGAUCCUUUUCAUCUCCAUGAUGUACUAAACUUAAGGUUUGAUCUCUGUCUUCCCGGGGAAGCAGCCAAGCUCCAAGGAUCUUGGCAUCACCCACCAAAGUUAACUAAAAGCAGGGUACCCUCCCCUACAUAAAACCGCUUCACUGAACUCUGAGGAAUGGUAGUUUUUUACAAGUUGGAAAAGAGUCAAUCCUGAGCCAGUGGCCACUCAAAGGUACAGGUUAGGAUAAAGCAGGUGGUUUAUUUGAGGAAGAGGGUGGCUCCCUUCCACAAACAUCUCUCGCUCACCUGCUGCUAGCCAUCCCCAACCUACUGAGGGCUCAGAAACUUCAAGAGGGUCUGCUGCACGGCAGGUGGGUGGGGUGGUGGGAAGGAGGAGAUGCCUCCUGCCAGCACAGGCCUGAAGGUCUUAGCAUUAAGCAUAGGGACCCACUCGCCUCCCCUUCAGGCUAUUGGCACUCUCUCUCUGAGUAGGCAUCGGAAGUGAGUGUCUGGGUUUCAGGCAUUUGCCCUUAUCUCCCUCUGACUUCUUCACCUUAGUCCCACCAAGCAUCCCUGUGGCAGACAUGCUUUGAGACUCAAGAUGGCAUUCAUUUGCAUUUAGUUUUUUUAAACCAUGGAAGUUGCCUGAGGGCAUCCACAUCCAGCCGUGGUGAGGCCAUUCGCUGUCCCUCAGCCUCAGAGUGACUGUCUUAGCCUUUCAGCCUGGGGCAGGUGUCAGUGCUGGCUCUGCUGGCCCGGGUCUCAUGCUCAGCACACCCUAGGGACUAAUUCCACUUUAGUGAGAGGGCGGCUUCGGGAUCUUUCCCAGUGACUAUGCGGCCCCCCGCCCCCCAAUCCUUCCCAUUUUCUUGCCUCUUUGACCAAAAUUACUUUGCUGAAUUUUUCAGCUUCCCUCGAUGGACCAGACUUAUGAAAUGGGGAUGAUACUCCCAAUAAAUAGUUCAGGAAAUCACAAGGACCAAAAAGGCAAACCCUUUUAAAUGCGAUUGUGUUCACCUAGCUGCCGCUUUAUUUUAUGGUGGCAUUCGGAGUUUGACCACAUUCUUUCUUCUGUUAAGAAGGAACCCAUUCGUCCAAGUCAGGAGUCUGGCAUGACCACCUAUUACUUUGUCCCCUCUUUCCACUCUUCUGUGGGACUGGCAGAGCUAAAGCCCUGCAGGAGGUCCCUGGGCUCUAGAGGGCUGGGUCUCUUGCCUCGGGCCUGCCCGGGUGAACAUCAUUGGAAUUUAUUCCUCGUGCACAUCGUGUUGUGUUUAAGUCACCAGAUAGUUUGUUCCCAUCAGUGUAGCCCAGAGAUAGACAGCAGAAUGCAAAUAUCUCUGCCCGCCUCAACCAACUGGAUGACUGCCAAGGAGGACCCAAACUCAGGCCCCUCUGGAAAGGCGUGUGGUUUCCUGUCCCCCUCUGUCUGCUUCUGCCCUUUCCAGAGAAGCCCAAAGACACAACUUCUCCACCCAUAACAAAUAACUGUAAGCCUCACUCCUUCCAUCUCUGUCCAAGAGAAGCCAGCACCUGCAGCAUCUCACUUGUCACUAGCUCCUCACCUCCCAGUGAUCUGGCACCUCAAUAAAACACAUCCACACAAGAGAAUCUGGGGUUGGCUAUAGGUGGUUUGCUGUGUUCGUCCCCAACUUGGUAUUUCAUGGCUCCCUGGCUGAGGCGAUCAGGGAGCGGGGCUGAUGGAUCUCCACUCCCGACUGUGGGACCUUUCUGCUCUGCAGGAUGAUUUGUUCAUGACUUCGUUUAACAGUUCCUGGCUGGAACGGACACUUGUUUGACCUAGUGGACCAUAUGACAUUUCUGAUGCAGAAUUGUGCACUGACAUGGCCCUUGUGACAAAGAAGCUUCCAAAAAGGCCAGAGUGGCCCACCUGGGCCUGCAGUACUGAUGUGCAGUGUUGCCCCCUGGCUCCUGCGGGUCUUGGUCUUUUCAACAGUCGCAGCUUCCUUCUUUCUGUUUGCGCUGUUUGUGUAUAUGGUAAUGUUAGCUAACUUCGCAGU